AUGAAGACUAUCGUGAUUAGUAUAGCCAUCUUUGUUAUUGCUCUUCUAACACCAUCAACAGCUCAAGUUGAGAUUCCAAAAUGUAUUCAAAACAUGAUUGACUCAAUGCAUGCCACACCUAGAUGGAGUCCCUACACGAGCAUCGACAGUUAUGUAUAUCGUGGGAAAUUGACUUAUCUGGCUGCAAGUAGCUGUUGUGAUCGAAUGAAUCCUCUUUUUGACGGCGAAUGCAAUCGUAUUUGUGCUCCGUCGGGUGGUUUUAUUGGUAUUGGUGAUGGAAAAUGCAAGGACUUCGGCGAGACGGCAAAAUUGUUGGGAAAUAUAUGGGUUGCUCCACGUGGUAAAUAA
This is a messenger RNA of Rotaria sp. Silwood2, 348 nucleotides long. Lineage: Eukaryota; Metazoa; Rotifera; Eurotatoria; Philodinida; Philodinidae. The record is from the annotation of a GenBank genome assembly.